This is a messenger RNA of Spodoptera exigua (beet armyworm), 1988 nucleotides long. The record is from the annotation of a GenBank genome assembly. Lineage: Eukaryota; Metazoa; Arthropoda; Insecta; Lepidoptera; Noctuidae.
CGUACUUUUUCUAAAUAGAUUUUUUGUGGAAAAUAUAGGACUAUUAUUGUGCAGAAAACGUGGAAAGUGAAAUUAUAGCCAUGUCCUACGGCAUAGUUUGCCGCUGCUGCCUUGUGCGGACUCCCGAUAAGGAUUUAAAAACCCAAUAUACUAUAUUGGGCAAGUCGGAAAUUUACGCUGAUAUGUUAAAGGAAUGCUUCGAAAUUCAGAUACCUCUCAGUCCGGAGGAUGAUGAUUGUGGCAUUUGUGAGGUUUGCAUCACAAGGCUUCGCGAUGCCAGUGACUUCAAAUUGCAAGUUCAAGAAUGCCAGAGGGAAUUCCUGGAAAAAUUCAAUGCUUUUACUGUUAAAGAUGAAUCAAGCCCAAAGGUGAAAGAGGAAUUACUAGAUUUGGACGAUGAGAAUGGCAUAUAUUUUCUAGAAUUAAAAGAAGAAAUGUCUGAUGAUUUCGAUGACUUCAAGAAUGGAGAUGACAAUAAGAAGUUGGUUGAGAUGCUUGGCUUCAAAGAUGUUGCUAUUAAGAAGAGAUCUGAGAAGAGAAGGAGUAAAAAGAGAUUGCUUCUCGAUAGCUCUAGAGACGAAAUGACAAAGAAAUCCCGUGCAAUGAAGAUAUCCCUUCGCGCGUUCCAACAAGAAGUGGUCAUGAAGAAAAUCCUCCCGAUGAACGUGCCCAACGCUCGUCUCGUCACGGACAGCACCAAACACCGCGUCAACAUAGACACACUACUCAAGUAUUCUAACUGCACUCCGUUUGCCAACAAAACUAUCGCAGGUAUCCUCUGCGCCUACUGCAAAACGACAUACAGAGAUCUGCCACAUCUACGCACACACAUACACGACGAACAUAAAACAGACAAUCUAAUAGAAUCAAAACGUAUGGACAAGAAUAACAUGUCUAUCAAAAUGGACAUUACCGACUUAAAAUGCAACAUCUGCCAAAGCGAAAUGGACACUAUAAGCAAUCUAAAAAAACAUCUUAUCAACGAACACCAAAUACAUUUUUAUCAAGAAGUCAAAGAUUACAUUUUAGAAUUCAAACUCUCUGACAGUGAUAUUUUGAAUUGUGCGUUAUGCAAUUCGACUUAUGAAACGUUUAAAAUGUUACUGCAACACAUGAAUGGACAUUACAGGAAUUAUAUAUGUGAAAUAUGCGACUUAGGAUUCAUAAACAAGCAUAAACUGAGAAACCACCAGCGCACACACGAGAUAGGCAAUUUCAACUGCAGUUUUUGUGAUAAAAUUUUUAGCACGAAAGUUAGGAAGUUGUGCCACGAGAAAUAUACGCAUAAUGCCACCGCUAGAUACACAACUAAUUGUCCGCAUUGCGAUGAGCAGUUCACUAGUUACUAUAGAAGAAACAGACAUAUGGCAGACGAACAUAAUAUAGCUGCAGCAACAUAUAAAUGCAAUAUAUGUGAGAAAUCCUUCAUUCUAAAAUCAAAACUGACCUCUCAUAUCAAGAAAGUGCAUUUAAUGGAGCGAAAUCAUAUUUGUCCGGAGUGCGGUCAAGGUUUUUUUAUCAAGCAAUCACUCGAUGAACAUAUGAUCAAGCAUAAUGGUGAGAGAGUGUUCAAAUGUACGGUUUGUACUAAAGCUUAUGCAAGGAAAAAGACUUUGAGAGAACAUAUGAGGAUUCAUAAUAACGAUAGGAGGUUCAAAUGUGGUAUUUGCGCUCUAGCCUUUGUCCAAAAGUGUAGUUUGAAAAGCCAUAUGCUAUCCAAUCAUGGGAUCACUUUAGCUGAAUAUGAAAGUACCAAAACCGAUGCUAUUAGCCCUUAGCUAGGUUAGGUUUUAAACUUUACCUUAACGAGAGCAACGUUUUCUUACUCAGAAGAUGGCGCUGUUGUAAAUGUUUGAUUGUAAAAAAAAUGCAAAUUAACUAAAAAUCGCAGGUUACUCACGUGUAUAUAUUGAGAAAAGCUCUACUAGUUUCGAACCACAGAGGGGUUCUUCCUCAUGAGCAGCGUGCGCGGACGCGGCGACGUCGCG